GGUUAAGUAGUUGCCGGCUGUGAAAGCCCUCCAAGUGAUUUCUCUUAUUUUUUCAAUAUUCUCAGCCUUUCCAGGCAGGAUUCCGGGUGGGAAAUCAUAAAAAGGAUCUUUAGGAGGAAUUUUAAGGACAUUUCAGUGCAUGACAAUGAAGUGGCUUCAACCUACGGAGGGUUUUAGGACGGGAAUUGAGGUGUACAACUGCAUCGUGGGGAAGAAAGUCCCUCUGAUUUUGCGUCAGAAGCACCUGGCUACGGUGUACACAUGCGGACCCACAGUCUACGAUGAUACCCACAUCGGGCAUGCCAGUACGUACGUGAAACUGGACACAAUCCGCAGGAUUCUGCAGCAUCAUUUUGGCAUCCGGGUACUUUCGGCGAUGAAUGUGACGGAUAUUGAUGAUAAAAUCAUCCGGAGGAGUCAAGAGAGGAAGUGCACGUGGGAAGUAGUUGCCAGGGAGAAUGAGGAGACUUUCUGGAGGGACCUAAAGGGGUUAAAUGUCCUGGAACCGCAUAUAAAAAUGCGUGUGACAGAGAAUAUUCAGGAAAUUGUGGAAUUCAUCGCAAAGCUGGAGGAGAAGAAAUUGGCCUACAGAACAGCCGAUGGGUCAAUGAACUUCAAGAUUAGAGAUUACGGAGCCUAUGGGAAGCUACAGAAGAUCAAUGUUGGGGAGGAGAAUGUGGAUUUUGCCCUGUGGAAGGGUGCAAAGGAGGGUGAACCCAGUUGGGCAGCUCCCUGGGGUCAAGGACGUCCAGGAUGGCAUAUUGAGUGCUCAGCAAUGGCCAGCAAAAUCUUUGGCUUAAAUCUCGACAUCCACGCUGGUGGUAUUGAUCUGAAAUUCCCACAUCAUGAGAAUGAAGAAGCUCAGAGUUGUGCUCAUCACGAUUGCCAGCAAUGGGUUAACUAUUGGCUGCACACGGGGCAUCUCAACCUCCCCGGGGAUGCAGAGAAAAUGUCCAAAUCCCUCAAAAAUACAAUUGGAGUGCAGCAGCUCCUCUCGGAGUACACGGCAAAUCAAUUCCGGAUGCUCUGCCUACUCUCCAACUAUCGCAGCUCAAUGAUUUUCAGUCCGGAAGCCAUGGCGAUGGCCCAAAGUGUUCUCGGAAAGUUCCUCAGCUUCCUGCAGGACAUGGAGAGCAUCCUCCGCGGAAGUCGAAGUGUUGGGAACUUCAAUCCUGGGGAGAUUUUCGAGAAAUACUUGAAUAGCUCUGAGAAAGUCGAUGAGCAUCUCCGGGAUGACUUUGACACAGCCAGAGCUAUUCAGAUCCUUCAGGAUUUCAUGACAUUCGUACAUAAAGCUGUUAAUUCACCCCAAAGUGAUGGAGCUGCACCGGAAAGGGGAUGCCUGAAGCUCUGUCAGGAAUUUGUGGAGCAGAAUCUCACGAAUUUCGGCAUUGUCCUGCCCAAGGAUGGAGCUCAAGGGGAAGAAUCAGCAUUCAGUGGGGAAGUCUUAGAGAAAAUUCUCCAGAUUCGAAAUAAUUUCCGGAAGGAAAGAAAUUUUGCAGCUGCUGAUGCUCUGCGGGAUGCAUUGAGGGACGUUGGGGUGGAGAUUAAGGAUCAUGGAGAGACUUCUUCAUGGACAAAGAAGGAAUAAAAUUGUUUAAAAAAAUCA
Molecule: messenger RNA, 1609 nt
Organism: Lutzomyia longipalpis
Lineage: Eukaryota; Metazoa; Arthropoda; Insecta; Diptera; Psychodidae
Gene: CysRS-m
Product: probable cysteine--tRNA ligase, mitochondrial
Exons: 1
Coding region: 140-1591 (483 amino acids)
Biological process (GO): cysteinyl-tRNA aminoacylation
Cellular component (GO): cytoplasm
Molecular function (GO): ATP binding; cysteine-tRNA ligase activity
Source: RefSeq, a predicted model, not a curated record